Messenger RNA from Solea solea (common sole), 1875 nucleotides. It is a transcript of the gene crip2, whose product is annotated as cysteine-rich protein 2. Lineage: Eukaryota; Metazoa; Chordata; Actinopteri; Pleuronectiformes; Soleidae. The record is from RefSeq and is a predicted model, not a curated record. Bases 325 to 939 code for a protein of 204 amino acids. The transcript is spliced from 11 exons.
UUGUCUGUGGUAUGGUGUUUUGUAAGGCAAGGUCUCCAUGAGGACUACUGGUCCUGACAAGCAGACUGGAGUGUGAUUGUGCGCCGCAGCUGAACUGGCAAUAAACCUGCAACCACAGCAAAGCAACUGGAGCACUUGAACUAAACACGGGAGGCGCGGUUGUAAGGGGGCGUGGCUAUGCUAACGAGCAGCCGUUGAGUGCAGCAGCAGCAGAGAGCGGGACACUUGCUGUGAGAGGGACACGAAGAGAGGACAGAGACAAACAGACAGAGGACAAACGCCACACACACCACUUUCACUCCACGCGUCUAAUAACACCACGACAUGGCUUCAAAGUGUCCCAAGUGUGACAAGACCGUGUACUUCGCUGAAAAGGUGUCAUCGCUGGGGAAGGACUGGCACAAGCUGUGUCUCAAGUGCGACCGCUGCAACAAGCUCCUGAACGCUGGAGGCCACGCUGAGCACGAUGGAAGACCUUACUGCCACAAACCGUGCUAUGCUGCCCUCUUUGGGCCAAAAGGAGUGAACAUUGGCGGCGCAGGCUCCUACGUGUACAACGCUCCGGCCAACAACAACAACCCCACUGGUGUGGAUUCAGUCACCAGAGCCGAGGAGAAACGAGUGUACGCACCAAAGGCUCCGUCUAAAGCUGGAGGCCUCACCACUUUUUCUGGAGAAGCCAACCUGUGUCCCCGCUGCAACAAGAAGGUGUAUUUUGCCGAGAAGGUGACGUCACUGGGCAAGGACUGGCACCGGCCGUGUCUGCGCUGUGAGAGGUGCAGCAAGACUCUGUCGGCUGGCAGCCACGCAGAGCACGACGGCCAGCCUUACUGCCACAAACCGUGCUACGCCGUUCUCUUUGGGCCCAAAGGCGUGAACACUGGCGGCGUGGGCAGCUACAUCUAUGACAAGGAGGCCAGUGCCGUGACCCAGCCUUGAACCAAAACUCUGUUCCCCUCUCCUCCUCGAGCUUCACCCUUCUUCUCGACACGACGCUGACCAUCACAACACAGUAUAGCGCUCUUCUUCUCCCCGUGUGUUCAUACCCCUCUCUUCCACAUCCUGUUCCCUCCCCCCCCCCGUACCGACGAUGUCAUUGCUGCCCCGAGUAUUAGGAACGACCACAUUUAAGCGUUUCCCACUACAGACGGACAGACUGCGCCGUUUCCCCCCCAACACUUUAGCAAUAAGGAUGUUUUUGACGUGAUGUAUGUUUAAAUAAAACACACAUGGAGGCUGAAUCAGGUGCUGCAUACUAAUAAAAAAAAACAUUACGCACAGCAUAUGCUAUGUUUUGGCCUGUUUGACAAGAUUCCUUAUAUGGGAAGGAAAUGUAAACACAUGUUGUAUAGAAGCAGGGAGUAAAUAAGCAGCUUUGUGGCUGAAUUAAAUUAAAAUGCAAGGUUUAAGCUAAUAAAUAACGCAGGUGUUUUGUCCCAGUGCUUUUUCUGUAAUAGUAUUUUUCAAGCAAAAGCAGAAUUGUGGUAAAGAGACGCGUGUAUUUAUUGCUUUAAUAAAAUGUCCCAUCAGCCACUUUUACUACUACUACUACACGAGCUGUAUAAUUCUCUACGACUGUUAUUGUUAUUUUCAAAUAAACAAGCCUGCUGUUAUUUCCCGAGAGAUGAAGCACCAUUUGAAGUAUUAUAUUAUAGAUGCAUAUUUUUUUUGGUAGCUUAGCUCGAGACGCUGCGGACAAGUCAUUCUGUAAGAAUGUGCAUUCUAGUAUUAGUUGUACGAGUGUUAACUGUGCUUGUUUGUUGUAGAAACUGCAGGGGGCCUCACUGGUUGGUUGUUUGUUUGUGGCACUGCACAUCAGCCCUGCUGCAUUCUUCUUUUUAAUCCCUGAUGAUAAUAAAUUUUUCGGAAAAUCGU